Molecule: messenger RNA, 2299 nt
Organism: Equus quagga
Lineage: Eukaryota; Metazoa; Chordata; Mammalia; Perissodactyla; Equidae
Gene: CASP7
Product: caspase 7
Exons: 7
Coding region: 140-1048 (302 amino acids)
Biological process (GO): proteolysis; apoptotic process
Cellular component (GO): cytoplasm
Source: RefSeq, a predicted model, not a curated record
AAAUGUGUUGGUGGCAACGGAGGAGGGGACAUGAAGUGCUGAGCAACAAGAAGCCACCUGGCUUCUCACGGUCAUUGUAGAGAUCUGGUGUGAGACCGUCCCUCUCGGUUCUUGCCUCACUGCCCAGCUCAGCCCUAAGAUGGCAGAUGAUCAAGACUGUGUUGUGGAGCAGGGAGCUGGGGAUUCGACAAGCACAGAUGCAGUUGAUGCUAAGCCAGACCGGUCCUCCUUUGUCCCAUCACUCUUCAGUAAGAAGAAGAAAAAUGGCCCAGAGAGAUCCAUCACGACCAACCGCAACCGAGAGCCUACAUAUCAGUAUAACAUGAACUUUGAGAAGGUGGGCAAAUGCGUCAUAAUAAACAACAAGAACUUCGACAGAGGUACAGGAAUGGGUGUCCGAAACGGAACAGACAAAGAUGCUGAGGCCCUUUUCAAGUGCUUCCGAAACCUGGGUUUCGACGUGGUCGUCUAUAACGACUGCUCUUGUGCCAAGAUGAAAAGUCUGCUGAAACAAGCUUCUGAAGAGGACCACCGAAAUUCAGCCUGCUUCGCCUGCAUCUUAUUAAGCCACGGAGAAGAAAAUUUAAUUUAUGGAACAGAUGGCAUGACACCAAUAAAGGACUUGACAGGCCAUUUUAGGGGAGAUAGAUGUAAAACCCUUUUAGAGAAACCCAAACUCUUCUUCAUUCAGGCUUGCCGAGGGACAGAGCUUGAUGACGGGAUCCAGGCCGACUCGGGGCCUAUCAAUGACGACACAGAUGCUAAUCCUCGAUAUAAGGUCCCAGUUGAAGCCGACUUUCUCUUCGCCUAUUCCACAGUUCCAGGCUAUUACUCAUGGAGGAACCCAGGGAGUGGCUCCUGGUUUGUUCAGGCGCUCUGCUCCAUCCUGAACGAGCACGGGAAAAGUCUGGAGAUCAUGCAGAUCCUCACCAGGGUGAACCACAGGGUGGCCAGACACUUUGAGUCUCACUCGGAUGACCCACACUUCCACCAGAAGAAGCAAAUCCCCUGUGUCGUCUCCAUGCUCACCAAGGAACUCUACUUCUGAGAAGAACCAUGCCAGGGGUGCACUCUAGCUGAGAAGCGACAGAUCACUUGUUAAUGAAUCAAUUUUUUUUUUGACACUCACUCUUGAAAUAUCCAGAAAUUCUAAAGGAUUUUAAUUUCAGGAAAGUUUAUUGAUUCAACAGGAAAGAAACUUUCUGGUGCUGUCUUAUGUUCUCUGAAUUUUCAGAGGCUUUUUUUUUUUUUUUUUACAAUUCAUUUGUUGACUUUGGUUAUUCAUUUGGUGACUUUGUAAUUUCCUCUUAAGGUUAAUUUUCUGUUCCUAUUUCUUUCUCCUUGUUGUACACAGUACAUACAACAGAAAAUGAUUUUUCAUUGGCGUAGGGCAGAUUCUCAUGCAGAAAUUCCCAGCUAAGUUAGAGGGGAAAAGAAUUUAAUGAUUCUAAUAUGUUUCAGUCAGGAUCCAGUCAGGAAAAUGGAAACCAUCCUAGGUGUUUCAGUAGAGGGAAUUUAAUAGAGGAAAUUGACGUACUUAGAUGAUAAAGGAAAAGCCAAACAAAAGGAAGUGGUUACCACCUAGGGCUCUGAAUGGAUGUAGUUCCGUGAGUCCAGAAGCUGGAGUUGUCCACAAGAGCUGGAACCAGGGUGGGGGCUGCCUGGUGGGAGCUAGGACCACCAAAGAGUUGUAGAAAAUGGAGCCAUGGCAGGGACAAAUCCCCUGCCUGAGAUGAGGCAAUGCCGGGUGAGUCAGACAGGGAGAAAGACCCUCCUCUUCACCUCUCCUCCUGCCCUCGAGUCUUCCUCCAGCACCAAACCCUUCCAGCCCUACCAGGAAGCCAGUGGCAAGGGCCCUGGGAAAUGUGAUUUUCCUGCAAUACAGAGGAGAGCAAGGGAUAACGACACAGGGGAAGAAUAAGAAAUGGAUAUAAGCCUAGCCCUUAAUGUGAAUAUAAGUAAUCAUAUUCCCUGAUGUUCAGCAAUUCCUCCAUUCAAUCAUUUAUUCCUCGAGUUGUCCGAUAAUCUGUGUAUUGCCACUCUGUGCAAAAUAAUCUGUUGUAGCUUUAAAAUAUACCUGGAACUUUUUAGAUUAUUCCAAGCCUUUUUCUGAGUAAAUUUUUUGUUGCCUCUAAUUCUCUAAGUGGGGUAAAAUUCAUGGUAAAGAUUUUUGCAUUUUGUUUUCAAGGUGAUGUUGUUUUUUGAAUUCUUGAUAAAUUACUGUUUUAUUCUGCCUAAUAACUGGUUAACAAACAAAUGUUUAUAUUUAUUGAUUAAAACGUGGUGGCUUAAUUCCUAA